AUGCGAAGCGUAGCGCUCUCUGCCACCUUGCUUGUCGCCGCUGCGUGCAGCGCGUCAGCGGACGAGUCUAAGCCCGUCUUCAAGGCAACCCGACCCCCUUUACAGCCCACCGACAUCAAGGCACCAUUCCUCGAGCAGUUCACCGACGACUGGGCUGAACGCUGGACGCCUUCCGAGGCGACUAAGAAGACCCCAGUCGGCGGCGAGACGUUCAGCUACGUCGGCGAGUGGUCCGCCGAAGAGCCCGCAGAUGUUCUCAUCGAGGGUGACAAGGGCCUCGUCGCCAAGACCAAGGCCGCACACCACGCCAUCUCCGCGCCGUUCGAGAAGACGAUCGACUUUGCCGACAAACCCCUUGUCGUGCAGUACGAGGUCAAGUACCAGAAGGGCGGUAACUGCGGUGGUGGCUACAUCAAGCUCCUCGAGGAUGGCUUCCAGACCGCAGGCAAGGAGUUCUCGGACAAGACACCAUGGACCGUCAUGUUCGGUCCGGAUUUGACUUGCCCCGGCACGAAGACUCACUUCAUCUUCCGCCACAAGAACCCAAUCACUGGUGAAUUCGAGGAGAAGCACCUCAAGCUCCCGCCCAAGCCUACGUUCGACAAGAACACUAACCUCUUCACCCUCAUUCUCCAGCCCAACAACACGUAUGACGUGCGCUUCAAUGGCGAGAGCCAGAAUACUGGCGACCUGCUCGAGGACUUCGAGCCACCAGUCAACCCUCUCAAGGAGAUUGACGACCCCGAGGACAAGAAGCCUGAGGACUGGGUCGAUACUAAGCGUAUCGCUGACCCCGAAGCUAAGAAGCCCGAUGACUGGGAUGAGGAUGCGCCCUACGAGAUUCCCGAUGAGGAUGCCGUGAAGCCUGAGGGCUGGCUCGAUGACGAGCCCGAGCUCGUCGCCGACCCUGACGCCGAGAAGCCCGAGGAGUGGGAUGACGAGGAGGACGGUGACUGGAUUGCGCCCAUUGUUCCCAACCCUAAGUGCGAUGAGGCUCCCGGAUGUGGCGAGUGGAAGCGACCGUUCAAGGCCAACCCCGGCUACAGGGGCAAGUGGUUUGCUCCUAUGAUUGACAACCCCGCCUACAUCGGCGAGUGGGCUCCUCGCAAGAUCCCCAACCCCAACUACUUCGAGGAUCUUACCCCCGUCAAGAGCCUUCAGCCCAUUGGUGGUGUUGGUAUCGAGCUCUGGACAAUGACCGAAGACAUCCUCUUCGACAACCUCUACAUUGGCAACUCCGUUGAAGACGCUGCGGCGCUCGCUAAGGAGACCUGGGAAGUCAAGCACGAGCUCGAAGAAGCCGCUAAGCAGAAGGCUAAGGUAUCUGACGACGAGGAUGACGAACAUUCUUCCGUCUCCUUCAAGGAUGAUCCUGUUGCGUUCAUUCGCGCGAACGUCUUCAGCUUCAUUGAAAUGUUCAAGGAGGACCCCGUCUUUGCCCUCAAGGCUCAGCCUGAGACCGCUGCGGGACUUACCCUUGUCCUUACCACUUUCAUUGGCAUGCUCGGCGUCCUUCUGGGCCUCAUUGGCGGCCAGCAGCAGCCCAUCACCAAGUCUGCCAAGAAGACCGAUGCUCCUUCACCAGACAACAAGGCUGCUAAGGCGAAGACUGAGGCCGAGCCCGCGGCAGCAGCCGGUGGUGAGAAGACGGACACCCCGGUGAAGAAGAGGAAGUAG
Molecule: messenger RNA, 1677 nt
Organism: Phanerochaete carnosa HHB-10118-sp
Lineage: Eukaryota; Fungi; Basidiomycota; Agaricomycetes; Polyporales; Phanerochaetaceae
Exons: 7
Coding region: 1-1677 (558 amino acids)
Biological process (GO): protein folding
Cellular component (GO): endoplasmic reticulum; endoplasmic reticulum membrane
Molecular function (GO): calcium ion binding
Source: RefSeq, a predicted model, not a curated record